GCACUUGGCGCCACGGGGUCCCCCACGGUCGCCACGGACGCAGCGCGCGGGGCGGCGCGGCAGGGGGGCGGCGGCCGCGCCCCGCGCCGGCGCUGGGUGCCGCCCGGCUCCCGCCGCGACGAGGACGCCGACUACGACAACAUCUUCCGCAAGGUGCGCGGCAUCCUCAACAAGCUCACGCCGGAGAAGUUCACCAAGCUCAGCGAUGACCUGCUGGCGCUGGACCUCGCCUCCGACAAGGUGCUCAAGGGCGUCAUCCUGCUCAUCUUCGAGAAGGCGCUGGACGAGCCCAAGUACUCGAGCAUGUACGCGCAGCUGUGCAAGCGGCUGAGCGAGGAGGCGCCGGACCUGGAGCCGCCGCCGCCGCCCGGCGCGCCGCCCGGGCCCUGCACCUUCAAGGUGCUGCUGCUCAACAAGUGCCGCACGGAGUUCGAGAACCGCGCGCAGGCCUUCGCCGCCUUCGAGGAGCGCGCGCUGGCGCCCGAGGAGCUGGAGCGCCGCCACCUCGCCAAGUGCAAGAUGCUCGGCAACAUCAAGUUCAUCGGCGAGCUGGGCAAGCUGGAGAUCCUGUCCGAGUCCAUCCUGCACCGCUGCAUCCAGCAGCUGCUGGCGCGCCGCGCCGCCGCCGACCACCACGAGGACCUGGAGUGCCUGGCGCAGCUGGUGCGCACGUGCGGCCGCGUGCUGGACUCCGAGCGCGGCCGCGGCCUCAUGGACCAGUACUUCCAGCGCAUCGAGACGCUCUCCACGUCGCGCGAGCUGCAGCCGCGCAUCCGCUUCAUGCUGCGCGACGUGGGCGAGCUGCGGCGCGGCGGGUGGGUGCCGCGCGCCGCCACGCACGGCGAGGGGCCCGUGCCCAUCCAGCAGCUGCGCCGCGACGACGAGCCGCCGCCGCGCCGCCCCGAGCGCGAGCGCGACGCGCUGUUCCGCGGCGGCCUGCGCGCGCGCCCGCUGGACGACGUGCUGGCGGGGCUGUCGCUGGGCGCGCCCACCGCCGCGCUCGUGCCGCCGCCGCAGGACAAGCUGUUCGGCAACGGCUUCACGGCGCCGCGCGACGGCUUCCGGCAGCGCUCGUCGCCCGGCUACUACCGCGCGGCGGCGGGCGGGCGCGACGGCCGCGACCACCGCGGCGGCGGCGGCGGCAAGGACCCGGCGCCCCGGUUCAGCAAGGCGCGCCUGGCGCCGGGCGGCGCGCUCGAGGACGUGCAGAUGCGGCCCGCGGCCAACAGCCUGCUGUUCACGGCCAACCGGCUCAGCAAGCCCGCCGCGCCGCCGCCGCUGGCCGCGCCCGCGCAGACCCUCGCGCCGGUGUUCGCCGCCGCGCCGCCGCUCAUCAAGGAGCCCGCCAUCACCAUCAAGCCGGCCAACGACAAAAAGGACAAGCCCAAGAAGGAUAAGGGUCUGAACAAGGAGGAGGUAGCGCGGCUGGCGCUGGCGGCGGCGCGCGCGGUGGCGGCGGGCGGCGCGGGCGCGGAGGGCGGUGAGCCGCCCGCCCUGGCCGCCGCCGCCGCGUCGCUGGCCGAGCUGCAGCUGCCGGACAAGCUGCUGCGCCGCGCCGUCGCCGCGCUGCUCGACUUCGCGCUCUCCGAUGAAGAGGGCGCGGAGGCGUGGGCGUGCGUGGCGCUGAUCCGCAGCAUCAAGCGCGGCGGCGUGGGCGAGGCGGUGCGCGCGGCCGUGGCGGCGCGCCACCCGCACGCGCGCCUGCCGCGCCUGCUGGCAGAGGCCGUGCACCAGAAGCUGAUCCCGCUGUCGGAGGCGGGCGCGGCGGCGGAGGGCGCGGCGCAGUUCCCGCUGCUGCUGGAGCUGCUGCGCGAGCUGCGCGCGCUGGCCGGGCCCGAGCGCCUCGCCACGCUCUACGGCGAGAGCAAGCUGAACAUCGUGUCGUACGUGGCGGAGGCGGGCGGCGGCGCGGCGGACGCCGUGGAGCAGCACGGGCUGUCCGCGCUCGUACCGCAGCUGCGUCUGCAGGCGGAGCUGGCGCGGCAGCUGGCGGCGGAGCCCGCGCCGGCCGCGCUGUACCGCUGGAUCAAGGCGCACGUGGAGCCCGCCGUGCGCGCGCACGCCGCCUUCGUCUCUGCACUCGUCGCGCUCAUCGCCGAGCACGUGGUGGGAGCGGCGGGCACGGGCGUGGCGGCGCCGGCGCGCGAGGCGGUGGAGCGCGAGCGCGCGCUGCUGGAGGCCUACGCGCCGCUGCUCACCGCGCUGCUCGAGCGCCGCCCCGAGCUGCAGCUCGCCGCCGUGUACGCCGUGCAGGUGCACGCGCACAAGCACCAGUACCCUAAGGGCAUGCUGCUGCGCUGGUUCAUGUACCUGUACAACCUGGAGGUGUGCGAGGAGGACGCGUUCCUGCGCUGGCGCGAGGACGUCACCGACGCCUACCCCGGCAAGGGCGAGGCGUUGUUCCAGGUGAACACGUGGCUGACGUGGCUGCAGCAGCAGGAGUCGGAGGACGAGGAGGCGGAGGACUGAGCGCCCCUGCCCCGCCCCCCGCCCCCCGCGCCCGCGCUCGGCGCCCCCGAGCCUACAACACUCACGAGCAAGCUUUCGUUUCGCGCUCAUCUCAUUUUAUAAAUAUAAUUAAGCCGAAUAGUUAAAAUACCUUCGUUACCCUUUAACGCUAGACCCGCCGUGGAUCGGCGUAUCCAGUGUUAAAUAGGUCAAUUUUUAGGUUAUACAACGUAAACACAUAUUAGUAUCUCGAGAUAAUUUUUUGUAGGCCUUUUACUCGAUUUUGAUACUUUUACAAAUGUAUACAAUGUAUAGUGUUCGUUUGGAAGUAUGAUUGCACCCCCCACCCCCGCGUCCAGUCGAGCGCGUUCUAGUUUAAAAUGUAAAAAUAUAUAUAUUGAGAACUUAAAUCAAUUUUAUUAUUAUAUAUCAUGAUCAUUUAUUUUCAAUGCUAAAUGGAUUUAGUGAUAAACUGUAAGAAUGCUUAAAUUUCAUUGUAUUAUCGAUUUUAGGAUUUUCUAACUAGAUAAAUAAUGUCGAAGCAGACGAUUCCUCGGGCGUAAGAAAUGUAUGUUUGAGUUGUAAUAAGUUGUGAAGUGAGCUGAAGCGAGCGGCUCAGUCGCACUGGUCAAUAUGUACUCACUGUGAGAAAUAAAGUUCAGUGUAAUUUAUUACAAAAA
Molecule: messenger RNA, 3128 nt
Organism: Plutella xylostella (diamondback moth)
Lineage: Eukaryota; Metazoa; Arthropoda; Insecta; Lepidoptera; Plutellidae
Gene: NAT1
Product: N-acetyltransferase 1
Cellular component (GO): eukaryotic translation initiation factor 4F complex
Molecular function (GO): protein binding; translation initiation factor activity; mRNA binding
Source: RefSeq, a predicted model, not a curated record